Molecule: messenger RNA, 2187 nt
Organism: Coccidioides immitis RS
Lineage: Eukaryota; Fungi; Ascomycota; Eurotiomycetes; Onygenales; Onygenaceae
Product: MFS transporter
Exons: 2
Coding region: 1-1599 (532 amino acids)
Biological process (GO): transmembrane transport
Cellular component (GO): membrane
Molecular function (GO): transmembrane transporter activity
Source: RefSeq, a predicted model, not a curated record
AUGGCGGACACGCGGGAUGGUAAUUAUAUACACAAUGUGGAUGAUAUUUCAGGGCUUGAACACCAGCGCGAUGAACUCAACUGUCACAAGAAGCAUUCCAUGGUUGAAAAUGAAGAGUUGAAAGAGGACACCGUACGAGUCUCAGAUCAAAAGGCUGAAUGUGCUCUCUGUCUCAAAUUUGAUAUCAGAAUACUUCCUGUCCUCGCGAUUAUGUACCUCUUCAAUGCCCUGGACAAAGGAAACAUUGGCAACGCUCAAACGGCGGGGUUAAGCAAGGGUCUGUACUCGACAGUUAUCUCCCAUUUCAUGCAGUCGAAUAAUUCUCAUGAAAAAGUUCCAGACUUCAAUUUCAAACCUGGCCAAUAUAACCUGCUUUUGGGCAUUUUCUUCGUCCCGUAUGUCAUCUUCGCACCACCAAUCGCCAUGAUUGGCAAGCAUUUUGGCCCUGCGCGAAUGCUACCCAUCCUGAUGCUCAUAUUUGGUUCUUUAACUCUCCUUUCGGCGGCGACCCACAAUUUCGGAGGCAUAUUUGCCUUUCGGUGGUUUCUAGGAAUGGCCGAAGCGGCCUUUUUUCCUCUGGUCAUCUACUAUCUAACCACGUUUUAUCGUCGCGGUGAACUGGCUCGUCGCUUGGCCAUCUUCUAUGCCGCUUCCAACAUUGCUAAUGCUUUCUCAGGCCUGCUUUCUUUUGGCGUCUUUCAAGUCAAAAGCGGAAAGUUAAAAGAAUGGAGAUAUCUGUUCUUGAUUGAGGGUGCUUGCACCGUCAUUUUUGCCAUUUUUGCGUACUGGUAUCUUCCCCAAGCUCCUGCUGAAGCUAGGUUCCUAGAUCCGAAGGAAAAAGCACUUGCUUUCCAUCGCAUUCAAGUUGACUCCAGCUCAAUCGUCAAUGAAAAGUUCAAUUUCCGCGAGGCUCUCACGGUCUUCAAGCAGCCUACUUCAUAUAUCUUUUUGGCCAUUGAGGUUUGCAUUGGUGUUCCCAUCCAGUCCGUUGCUCUCUUCUUGCCUCAGAUUAUCCAGCGUCUCGAGCGUGACACCGUUACAACUAAUCUUUACACCGUGGCUCCAAAUUGCACUGGAGCUGUUAUGCUUUUAAUUCUUGCCUUCUCUUCUGAUGCCUGUCGUCUACGAUCCCCUUUUAUUGCCUUUGGCUUUCUUCUCAGUUUCACCGGUUUCAUGAUCUAUGCUGCCAUCGACGAUGUCAAGGCUCAAUUCGAGCUGGCCUACUAUGCCUGCUUUAUGAUGACCUGGGGAACCUCGGCACCCUCAGUUCUCCUCAGCACUUGGUAUAACAACAACAUUGCUCAUGAAAACCGGCGCAUGCUCCUGACAUCCGUGGGUGUUCCAAUCGCAAACCUCAUGGGCCUUGUCAGCAGCAACAUCUUCCGCGAGGAGGACAAACCCAAAUACAAGCCGGCGUUAAUCACCACCGGCACAUUCGGGGCUGCCGGUGCGUUGCUUGCGGGUAGCCUUGGUGUCUAUAUGGCCUGGGACAACCGCCAACGGAACAAGAAGCAAGGAGUGAAAAUUGAUACUCGUGACAUACCCACGAAACAUUUACGAGAUGGGCCGGAUACUCCGGAGUUUAGAUGGUUUUUAUAAACUCCUCCCUCCCUUACCUCAGAAUACCUUCUCCUUUUUUGCCAUGGGCGACCAUGGAUUGGCUAUUAGAAGGCUGCGGCCAAAGUGUAUGUAGUGGCAUUCGAGUUGAUUAACUGGCCUGUUGGCCGACUUUGUUAAAUUACCGGAUCAAUGCUGGGACGUUUCUAUGUCUAAAGGCGUAGUAAAAUUUCAAACUUCCCAUCGUCUGACAGCCACAGCCCUCCCACUCUAUUUUUCUUUUCUUUUCCUUUUCCUUUUCCUUUUUUUUUUUCCAGUUAGGGGGAAAGAAAAGAGUGCCUGCGCAGAUUGCUCCGUCCAUGUUACUUCCCACCCCCAUGGGACCUUCUGAUGUCUCACAAAAGGAAAAAUGCAACAUUUUUAGGCCUCAGUUUCAUCUCACUGCUCUUCAUGGCUGACAUAUUGACAAGAUUCCAGCGUAUUGCCCGAAGAAACCAUGAGUUGCAGCCUUUUAAUAUUUUCCACUUGCUUUCUUCCUGUAUCUACCCCAUUGAACCAAGCAGGUACUAAGUUAACAAGACAGAGAUAAAGAUGAUUGAAUUGCAGAAUACUAGAACAUUUGAUUUUCAA